AAGGUUAAAGAAGUAUAAACACUAGAAACAAUCCAAAAGCAACAAACAUGGGGAAAAAAUCUCAUUUCCAUUUUUGCCCUUGACAGGACCAAAAUUAGUGAUCAAUGUGCUGUACAUCCUUUAUUUUAUUUAUUUAUAUUUCUUCUCUAAAAGAAUUCAAACUUAUUAAGAAGCUGCACUUCUCAAGCUCUUCUUGUGAAGUUUUCCAUUCAAUUUUAUUGUUUUUUUGGGGAGAAAAUGGCUUCUUCAAUAGCUCAUUUUCUUGUACUUAGUGCAAUAAUUGUUGUACUUUUUUCAUCAACACAAGCUGAAGUACAAGGUUCAUUUGAUGACAAUUUUAGUAAAAGUUGUCCAGAAACUCAUUUCAAGACUUCUGAAGAUGGACAGAUCUGGUAUUUAUCAUUGGACAAAAAAGCAGGAUGUGGAUUUAUGACCAAACAGAAAUAUAGAUUUGGGUGGUUCAGCAUGAAGUUGAAAUUGGUGGGAGGUGACUCUGCUGGUGUUGUGACAGCGUACUAUAUGUGCACAGAAGAUGGAGCAGGACCAACAAGAGAUGAAUUAGAUUUUGAGUUCUUGGGAAAUAGGACAGGUGAACCUUAUCUUAUUCAAACAAAUGUGUACAAGAAUGGAACUGGUAAUCGUGAGAUGAGACAUGUUUUAUGGUUUGACCCCACUGAGGAUUUUCACACCUACUCAAUUCUUUGGAAUACUCACCAAAUUGUGUUUUUCGUGGAUAGGGUACCAAUAAGAGUGUACAAAAACGCGAAUUACACAAACAAUUUCUUCCCAAAUGAGAAGCCAAUGUACUUGUUUUCAAGUAUAUGGAAUGCAGAUGAUUGGGCUACAAGAGGUGGUUUAGAGAAAACAAAUUGGAAAAAUCAACCAUUUGUAUCAUCAUACCAAGAUUUUAAUGUUGAUGGCUGUCAAUGGAAAGAUCCAUAUCCAUCUUGUGUUUCAACAACAACACAAAAUUGGUGGGAUCAAUAUGAUUCUUGGCAUUUAUCAAGUGAUCAAAAAUUGGAUUAUGCUUGGGUACAAAGAAAUCUUGUCAUUUAUGAUUAUUGUCAAGAUACUGAAAGAUUUCCAAAAAAGCCUGAGGAGUGUUGGUUAAAUCCAUGGGAAUAAUAAAAUAUUUCAACUUAGGUUAUAAAAAAAAUAAAUUAUGAGAGGAAUUAAGGAGUAUUUUG
This is a messenger RNA of Solanum verrucosum, 1187 nucleotides long. RefSeq names its product probable xyloglucan endotransglucosylase/hydrolase protein 8. The transcript has 4 exons. Gene Ontology annotation, cellular component: cell wall; apoplast. Gene Ontology annotation, molecular function: hydrolase activity, hydrolyzing O-glycosyl compounds; xyloglucan:xyloglucosyl transferase activity. The coding region runs from base 238 to 1125 and encodes 295 amino acids. Gene Ontology annotation, biological process: xyloglucan metabolic process; cell wall biogenesis. Lineage: Eukaryota; Viridiplantae; Streptophyta; Magnoliopsida; Solanales; Solanaceae. The record is from RefSeq and is a predicted model, not a curated record.